Molecule: messenger RNA, 14272 nt
Organism: Gasterosteus aculeatus aculeatus (three-spined stickleback)
Lineage: Eukaryota; Metazoa; Chordata; Actinopteri; Perciformes; Gasterosteidae
Source: RefSeq, a predicted model, not a curated record
UCUCCACCAUUUCGCUGCGUAAAGUCCCCUCCCCGCGACCGCUACAUUCUGCGCCGAAACCCAGUCUCUCCCGGUCCGUAUAUUAACUUCUUCCCACCGACCUAGUGGUACCUCGUUGGGUACCGGGAGACAGUUUGGAUUACUGGCAUUACGGAUUGAGUGCGAUUUUGCGCGGAUGACGACUCCUUCAACGAGAAUUUAGUAAAAGAAAAUCGGUCGGAAAUUUCAGAAUAUGUGGAAGGGACCCUAAUUUCAGCAUCCUGGAAGUAGAAAGCACAGAAGAUCUGUGUCUCACACCACAGACAGGUGCAGUGUGUAGCCGGAGCAGCGCAGAGGAAGGACGCACUGGGGAGGAGGUGGUGCGGCAGCGUGCCCCUCCGGCUGUGGAUGUGCUGGGUGGAAACCCCCAGGCUGCACAGAAUGUGGCUGGGGAGUCGCCUAGGCGUGGCCCGCAGCCGGUCGCGGCUGCCCCCCGCCCCGUCCCUCCGCUUGCCCGUCUGUACGCUGUGCCGGCGCCGCAGGGCACCGACGACUCGGCGUUCGCCUGGACGGAGAGCGCCGCUCGGAUUCUCCCAAUCCGCAGCGAUUCGGAAGAGGUCGGCCUCGUCGGAGUUUCGACGCCUUCGCCGACGCCCCUCCUCAGUUCCUCCGCUGGGAUGCAAAGCCCCCCUGCUCCCCUUUGUCCCCCUCUCGCCGCAGAUACCCAGAUCACUGGCACCUUGCAAGAGUUGCAACACGGGUCACAAACUGAUAAAGAGAGCAGCCCCUCAAAUAGUCAGACAAACCAGGUUCAGACACCCAGAGAGAUGGCCGGACUUUUCGUUACUUCAGGGACUACGGAGAAAGGGUCUGUCACGUUGGAAUAUAAUCCAGAGACUGGAACAAACGUGGAACUUGGUGGAAAAGGACACGCGGGCGAAAAUAUUCUCCUCCCCAAAUCUCAAAUCCGUUUCACAGCAUCAUCUCCAUCUCUCCCCCAACCAGAUGUUGGCUUCAAAGUCAGAGACGCCGCGGAACUUCUGGAGCUGUCUGCCAGGGAGCCACUUUCAUCUCCGCCCCCUUUACCCGCAUCGGGCACCUGCGGGAUUAAACAAACUGACCUGUCAAACACACAACCCAACCUCACCGGAGAGCUACAAAAGGCAAACUGUUUGGAACCCGGGGAAAUGUGUGAGCGCGCCACGGAGCUCGUUGAAGCGUCUCACAAAGAUGGGCAACCGUCAUCUGCUGAGAGGCUUGAGACCGGAGAUGCGAGGGAACAGCCUCCUAAAGACGGCGACAUCCAGAGGACUUGCGAUCAACUCAAAGGAGUGCAGUUGGAAAGUAUUGUGAUGGAAGAACAAGCCAACUCCUCCUCGCUCGACUUCACGGUGCCGCCAGAGUGCUCCUCCACGCAGGAGGGCUCCUCUAAACCUUCCUCCUCGGGUCCGGUCGUCGAGGUGGAAAAGUCUCUCCCUGCUGAAGGAGUCCCAGAAACGACAACGACCGCAGAGCUUGUGCAUUCGGACGGCGCCCAAGAAAUCGUGGUCGUCGGAGAGGACACGCACAUCGCCGGGGAUUGGACCAACAUGCACCUGAACCAGAGCUACCUGCUGCAGCGGGAAGACGGCAGCGUCUGCGAAGCCGGCAUCAUCAACGAGCUCGGCGCCGGCCUUUUGGCCGGGGAGCAGGCGGCCAUCGAGUUGGACUCUCAGCGCGUGGAGGUGUACGAGUUCUGCACCCUGGUGGAGGAGGUUGCCGAGGAGACGGUGUGCGCCAGCAGCAGCAGUGCGCUGGCGCCUCACUCUCCAGGUUACGAGGUAAACCUAUUCAACGCAUUGCUCGAACACUCCGAAGAGUACACCGUCAAAGAUGAGCUAGAGCCUUCGGAUGGCGCUGUCAUUAUUCCCCAGCAGCCCCUGACUGCGUCAAACAGUAAUUCCACUAAUUUGUUCGUACAAACCUCAAGAACAGCUGCUGUCGGGCAGCAUUUGGUGUUGGAACCCGAGCGAGCCGCGGAGGCGGCAAACUCCGGGGAGGUUCGGUUAGUUGAAGUGACCGACGUUGCGGCCGACGCGUUCGCUGUAGAACAGGCAGAUGCUGGACUACAAAUGGUCAUAUCCCCGGUGGCGAUCGCCGGUCAGACCGCCGCAGUGCGCGAGGCCACAGCAGCUUGCGCUUCGACAGAGACUCAAUCACGGUGCAUCAAGAGCGUUUCUGUGCCGGUGGAAAUCAAAUCAGAGGCCCUCGGCGCCACCCGCUCUUCUGGUUUUAUAAAUCCAAAGCUGCUCCUUCUCAAACCGGGAGAUAUUCCUGUUCUGAAACACCCUCCCUCCCUUUUUGCCGGACAGAAUCCGGCCAGUAAACUGGCCAAUGCCCACAGCUCUUGGUCUGGCACCCUGUCUGAGGACUGCCUUCCCCAAACGCUGUGCUCCGUUGAUGAAACGUCUUUGCCCGCCACGAGUUGUGAUGCGCUUCACCCGGGCCAGACUGCAUCCGUCUCCCCCAAAACAUCACCAAACAAAUCUGACAACGAGGCCUUAACCGCUACGCAAAGUUCAAGCACAGCUGAUGCCGUCACCCCCGGGUGUGCUCCGACACCCAACAUCCUUCGCAUGCACCCGGCAUCAGAGGAGAGCGAGGUCGCGGCGGCCUCCGCCUACGAGGAGGAAGAGAGCGAGGACAUGGAGCAGGAACCGGAGGCCCAGGAAACCGCUUCGGGACAGAUCAGCAGUCCGGAAGAGGGCAGCGACGAAGAACCCGAUGCUGACAGGACGGAGAGCGAGAUGACCCCCAGCUCUCCUUCAAGGGUGAGCCAGUGGAUCGCGGACAGGAUCAACGAGAACGCGUCUCCCGUCUCGCCCGCCACUUUCCCUUCUUACCCCGGCCCCUCGCCCUCCAGCGACUGGUCCAGCCAGAGACGGGACAAGUCCUCGCCUCUCCGGGGGCCUCACGGGAAGUUUGUGUCUCCUAUCUCCGUUGGCGGCUACAGUUCCUGCUCCUCCUCCCCGGAUCAGGCCGCCACGCCUCAGCGACCCCGUGGAGAGCGCCACACAGGCAUGGCAGAGCUGGCUAAACAUGAAGCGGACAUCGAGCAUCGAACCCAGUCGCUGAAGCGAGAGGGCUUCUGGUCCACGAAGCGCCUCACCCGCCUAACGGAGCCGCCGCGGCCCAAGGUGCACUGGGACUACCUGUGCGAGGAGAUGCAGUGGCUCUCCGCCGACUUUGCUCAAGAGAGGCGGUGGAAAAGGGGCGUGGCGAGAAAGGUUGUGCGAAUGGUGAUGAGACACCACGAGGACUUGAGGCAGAAAGAAGAAAAGGCCAAGAGAGAUGAGCACUCCAAGAUCAGAAGAGUGGCCUCAUCUAUCGCUAAGGAGGUCCGGGCCUUCUGGAGCAGCGUAGAGAAGGUGGUGCAGUACAAGCAGCAGUCCCGAUUGGAGGAAAAGAGGAAGAAGGCUUUGGACCUUCAACUGGACUUCAUCGUCGGCCAGACUGAGAAAUACUCGGACCUCCUCAGCCAGUCGCUGGCGCCAGCUGAAACCGAACCGGAGCACGUAUCUCCGACUCCCCAAAAAUCUGCGCCGUCUGCCGCCGACGAGGAUGACAGAGACUUUGAGCCUCCCUGUGAGGAGGAGGACGACGAGGAGACCAUCGAGGUGGAGGAGCAGCAGGAGGGCAACGACGCCGAGAGCCAUCGGAGGGAGAUCGAGCUGCUGAAGGAGGAGGGCUUGCUGCCCCUGGACCAGUUACUCAGCACCCUCAAGCUGCCACAGGAGGCGGGCUCUGAUGAGGAAUGCUCUGAUGUAACUUCUUCAUCGGUGGAAGAGGACGGUGAAUUCACUGCCAAUGAAGAAGAUGCUCAGGAUGAGGAGGACACCAUCGCCGCCCAGGAGAAGGUCGAGGGUCAGGUGGAUCAUGCAGAGGAGCUGGACGACUUGGCUAGAGAAGGCGACAUGAGCGUUGAGGAGUUGCUGGAGAAGUACAAAGGAGCGUACGCCUCCGACUUUGAGGCCCCGUCUGCAUCUGGCUCCAAAGACAGCUCCGAUUCGGAGGUGUCUGGGGACGAGGAGGAGGAGACCGAUGAAGACGAGAGUGACGCGGAAACCAACAGCUCGUCCUCCGAUUCACAAGGAGACAGCGGAGCGGAGGACGACAGUGAGGACGAGGCGGAGGAAGAGGAGAGUGAGGAGGAAGACUGCUGCGGCGAUGAAGGGAUGGAGGUGUUGCUGAAGGAGGGAGACAACAGCCCCCCCUCCUCCAGCUCGCGGCCCAAGAAGGAGAUCAGCCACAUCGCUGCGACUGCAGAGAGCUUGCAGCCUAAAGGCUACACGCUGGCUACUACAAAGGUCAAGACCCCCAUCCCGUUCCUGCUUCACGGCACGCUGCGAGAGUACCAGCACAUCGGACUCGACUGGCUGGUCACCAUGUACGAGAAAAAGCUCAACGGCAUUCUGGCUGACGAGAUGGGUUUGGGCAAGACCAUCCAGACCAUCGCUUUGCUGGCUCACCUCGCCUGUGAAAAAGGUAACUGGGGUCCUCAUCUCAUCAUCGUCCCCACCAGUGUGAUGUUGAACUGGGAGAUGGAGCUGAAACGCUGGUGUCCCGGCUUUAAAAUCCUAACUUACUUUGGCAGUCAGAAGGAGCGAAAACUAAAGAGACAGGGCUGGACUAAGCCGAACGCCUUCCAUGUGUGCAUCACUUCCUACAAGCUGGUGCUGCAGGAUCACCAGGCUUUCCGCCGAAAGUCCUGGCGGUACCUGAUUCUAGACGAGGCCCAAAACAUCAAGAACUUCAAGUCGCAGCGCUGGCAGAGCCUGCUGAACUUCAACAGCCACCGGCGACUGCUGCUGACGGGAACUCCGCUCCAGAACAGCCUGAUGGAGCUGUGGUCUCUGAUGCACUUCCUCAUGCCGCACGUCUUCCAGUCCCACCGCGAGUUCAAGGAGUGGUUCUCCAACCCGCUGACGGGGAUGAUCGAGGGAAGCCAGGAGUACAACGAGGGCCUGGUCAAGAGGCUCCACAAGGUGCUGAGGCCCUUCCUGCUCAGGAGGAUCAAGAUCGACGUGGAGAAGCAGAUGCCUAAGAAAUACGAGCACGUGGUGCGCUGCCGUCUCUCAAAGAGGCAGCGGUUCCUCUACGACGACUUCAUGGCCCAGGCAUCGACCCGGGAGACGCUGGCCAGCGGCCACUUCAUGUCUGUGAUCAACAUCCUGAUGCAGCUCCGCAAAGUGUGCAACCACCCGAACCUGUUCGACCCCCGUCCCAUCCAGUCCCCCUUCAUCACCAAGCCCAUCGUUUUCCACACGGCCUCUCUGGUGCAGGACGCCCUGGAGGUCUCUCCUCUGAAGCGAUGCGACCUUUCCAUGUUUGACCUUGUGGGGUUGGAGAGCCGAGUGUCCCGGUACCAGGCAGACGUCUUCCUGCCGCGCCACAAGGUCCGCCGCCAACUCAUCCAGGAGAUCCUGGAGUCCCCCGACCCCCCUCCGAGGCCCAGACCGGUCCGCAUGAAGGUCAACAGGAUGUUCCAGCCUCCUCCUAAAAGUGAAAACCGACCAGUCCUUCUAAUGAACAAACCAACCUGCUCCGUACCUCCAGCAGCACAGAACCCCAAACCUCCUCCAGUCCCGGAGGUCUCUGCUGCUCCUCAAACUGCUCCUCAAACUGCUCCUCAACCUGCUCCUCAAACUGCUCCCGUAGUUCAACAAGUGGUGUGUACAGUGACAACCGCUGCCGCCCCCCGCCCCUCCAUGCACCCCACCGCUCAGAUCGCAGUGCGAUCCGGCGCUCCAAGGCCGGUGCUGACCGUACGCCCCCCCGCUGCUUCCUGCGCAGCCGGGAUCCCGGUCCAUCCCGGCCCCAACCCUGGCAGCGUCCUGCCCCAGAGGGUUCUGCUCAGUCCGGAUAUGCAAGCCAGGCUGCCUUCCGGGGAGGUGGUGAGCAUCGCCCAGCUGGCCUCUCUGGCGGGUCGGCCCGUGUCGUCGUGUCAGGGCAGUAAACCCGUCACCUUCCAGCUUCAGGGCAACAAGCUGACUCUGUCUGGAGCCCAGAUCCACCAGGUCCCUGGAGCUUCUCCGCGCCCAGUUCAGGGUAAUGUGAUGCACCUGGUGUCUAGUGGAGUGCAGCACCACCUCAUCAGCCAGCCAGCGCAAGUGGCUGUCCAGGGCAACACCCCCUCCACUGUGCCACCCACCAAUCGACUGGCUCUAAAUGCCUCAGCGCAAGUGCCCCCCUCCAUUAUGAGCAGCCCCGGUGUGGUGAAGAUCGUUGUGCGUCAGGCAGCAGGCAAGGACGGCGGGCCUGUGCCCACGCUGGCUGUGGCUCCUUCCCCCCGCGUUGCUUCUCUGACCUCCCUGCACCCGCACACCAACACGACCCCUGUCAGAACUGCCGCUCCACUGCAGAUCGCCCAGCGCACCCCUGGCCCCGCCACCGCCACCGCCCACUACACCAUAGCUCCUCCGGGGAACCCCGGCCCGACCCCCAGCCAGCCACACCCCCCUCGGCCCGUCCUCAAAGUAGUGCAGCCUCCUCCAUCGAGCGCAGAGCGGCCAGCUCUGGUCCAGGUGGCCUGCUCGUCUUCUACAUCCAAGUCCUCAGCGGCUCUGCGGGAAGGCGGCGGUCAAACGGCGCUCACCCCAAAGUCGAGGCCGGGUGCCGGCGUUAAGACCGUCCCUCCCCCCAGGAGAGUGCCCAGGCUCCCUCCCCGCUCUCCGUUCCACACGAAGUGGCUCGAGGACGUACACAAGCAGCAGCGCGACAGCCGCCUGGACUUCAUCAUUCGAGUCAACGAGAACCGCUGCGCGGCCAAACCCGCAUACGGCCGGGAGGUUUUAGACUUCCUGACAUUCCUCCCCGGGCCACGACCUGCGCCGGCCCCCCCGCGCCCUCAGAGGGAGUGGGGUCGCUCGGGCCACAGCAGCGCUCUGCACUCGCAGUGGGAGAACAAAUUCAACUUCAUGUGCCAGAGUCGUGCUGUGAGAGAGGCCAUCCACAGCGUGGAGGACCGGCUGGAGCUGCUCAACGACGUCGUGGACAGGUUUACAUUUGCGAUUCCCCCCGUGGAGGCUCCACAGAUCUCAAUACACUGCUGCCAUCCUCCUCCUUCUCUGAGCCACAAGCAGGCGGUCUUCUCCUCCCAGCUGUCCACUCAAGUCACUCCGCUUACUCGCAGUCUCCAUCGAAUCCAGUGUUACAUGCGGACCCAGUUCCCGGAUCUGAGGCUCAUCCAGUACGAUUGUGGAAAGCUGCAGACUCUUCACACCCUGCUGAGGAAGCUGAAGACCGGAGGCCACCGGGUGCUGAUCUUCACUCAGAUGACGCGCAUGCUGGACGUGCUGGAGCAGUUCCUCAACUACCACGGACACAUCUACCUCCGCCUGGAUGGAAGCACGCGCGUGGAGAUGAGACAGUCCCUCAUGGAGCGCUUCAACGCAGACCGCCGGAUUUUCUGCUUCAUCCUGUCGACGCGCAGCGGAGGCGUAGGCGUGAACCUGACGGGGGCCGAUACGGUGGUGUUCUACGACAGCGACUGGAACCCCACCAUGGACGCCCAGGCACAGGACCGCUGCCACCGGAUCGGCCAGACCAGAGACGUACACAUCUACAGGCUGAUCAGUGAGCGAACUGUGGAGGAGAACAUCUUGAAGAAAGCCAAUCAGAAGAGGAUGCUGGGAGAUAUGGCUAUUGAAGGAGGAAACUUCACCACAGCCUUCUUCAAGCAGGUAUUUACCAUCCGAGAGCUGUUUGAUAUGAGCGAAGGGGAGAAGAGGGAGGCGGCGGUGGAGCUAUCGGUGACCCCAGCCGAGGAGGAGGAGACUGUCAACAAGCAGAGCACCACCAUUCUGGAGCAGGCCUUGUGUCGAGCCGAGGACGAGGAGGACAUCGUCGCCGCCUCACAGGCCAAAGCAGAGCAGGUGGCAGAACUGGCGGAGUUUAAUGAAAAUAUCCCACUGGAUGAUGGAGGGGAGCAAGAGGAGGUGGAGGAGCUCUCGAAGGCGGAGCAGGAAAUUGCGGCUCUGGUGGAGCAGCUCACUCCGAUCGAACGCUACGCCAUGAACUUUCUGGAGACCUCCCUAGAAGACGUGUGCAAAGAGGAACUGAAGCAAGCCGAGGAGCAAGUGGAGGCUGCCAGGAAGGGCCUGGACCAGGCCAAGGAGGAGGGCCUGAAGCUCCACGCCUCAUCCGAUGAGGACAACGAUGACUUUUUGUCACCGCCGGCUUCUGUGGAGCCUUCUCAGCCGGCCCGCCGGGGCCGGAAACCCAAGGACAAGGCCGUCAGCUCUACGAGAACCAGUGGUCGUCUGCGCGGGGCCUCGCCCGAAGCGGAGCCGGAGCCCACUCGGGAAGUGCCUGAAAGACUCCGCUGUGGGUUGAGAGGACGAGGGGCUGCCAAAGACCCGAGUGCUGCGUCCGCCACCCCGCCCCAAACAGACCUGCACAAAACCCCAACAACCAAGCUUCACGAUGUCUCCAAAUCCCCUCCUGCCAGAGACCCACAGACCCUCAAAACCAAGACUCUGCCAAACCGCUCCCAUCCCAGUCCAGUGCCUUCCCCUCCCACAGCCUCCCCCCACGUGGGGAAACUACAGUGUGUCGGGGAGACUGACGGCAAGACCCCCGCAGCCUGUAGUCAGGACAAAGAGGGGGAGAACGACAGGAAGGCGUCCGACGCGCCGCUGGAGACCAGCUCCCCGGUGGACCAUCAGGCAAAAGACGACGACUGCGGCAAAGACCACGGCGCCGUGUCUCCGCCUUCUACCAGCUCCCGGUCGCCUCGCAAGCGGCAGUCAGCGGACGGGGAAGUCCUGCGGGGCCUGGUCGAAGACUCCCCUUCGGCCAAGGUCCUGCGGAAGCUCCCGGGGAGGUUGGUCACGGUGGUGGAGGAGAAGGAGCCGAGACGGAGGCGGCGGCGGGGAAGCGGCACCGGAGGCGGAGCUUCUUCGGAGGAGGCGAUCACGGAGGAAAGCGUCGACGAGGCGAGCAAAGACAACGCGUCGCCGAGCCCCGACGGCAAAAGCAAAGCGUCUGUUACCAGAUCUCCCCCGGAUCAGCACUCGGCUCCUAGUCCGGCCGUCCACCCGCCGCCCGUCAGGAGCUACCCUCCGUAUUCUCCACCACAUCUGUUUCCGGACAUGCCCGUGCUGAGGAAUCUCCCCGUGCGGCGGCGUUUGGAAACAGAAUCUCGCAUGGCCGCUCAGCUGGGGGAGCAACAGCAGCACCUGGGUCGAGGAAGGGGAUGGAACCAGUCCAGGAAAACGGACCCGUCGCCGGGCAAAGACGGCGCUUCAGCUUCCACAGAGUCCGAUUCUCUCGUGGCGCCUUUGAAAAGAAAGCGGGGGCGCCCCCCUAAGACUCCCCCAAGGUUACCGGAGCACGGCCGCACGGUGACACCCUCCCUGCAAAGGGAGGAGGGGAACCCCACUCUGUCCCCAAAACGUAAGCGGGGCCGUCCUCGCAAAGACGCCACAACAGAAACUGUCCCCACUGCCGGUGUGUGUGAUGGAUCAAAGACUGGCGCUUGUUCCGGGCCUCCGCCUGCCAGCAGGCCUGAGAUCCCCGUCGCUGCUCUUCUCACUACACGUCAGGGCCCCGAGGACGACGAGACCCCGAACCCCCCUCAAUGCCCCACAACAGAUCCCCCUGCCACACCAGCCGCAGUGCAAGCAGCCACACCUGCUAAACCUACACCUGCUACACCCACACCACCUACGACAGCUACACCCACGGCAUCCACACCACCUACGACUGCUACACCCACGGCAUCCACACCACCUACACCCGCUAAACCCACUGCACCCACUACACCCACAGCACCUACACCCACCGCACCCAAACCACCUACAACCGCUACACUCACAGCACCUACACCAGCUAAACCCACGGCACCCACACCACCUACGACGGCUACACCCACUGCACCCAAACCACCUACAACUGCUACACCCGCUGCACCCAAACCACCUACAACUGCUACACCCGCUGCACCCAAACCACCUACAACUGCUACACCCGCUGCACCUACACCUGCUACACCCAUACCACCUACACCCGCUGCACCUGCACCCCUUUCUGUUGUUCCCUCCACAUCAGCUCGAUGUGCAAGUUGUGCUCCAGCUAGCCCACCCACAGCAUUAACCCAGGUGUCCAGUGUUUCUAUGUCCAGUAUCCCAGCCACUUCUACCCCAAAUACCACCGCUCCAUUGCCCCUUGCCAGCACUGUCACAUCGACUCCAGCCGGUGUACAAACAACACUUUCCGGUGCUUCUAAAGCUCCAGCAGAACCAAAACCUUCAGUUCCUACAACUGCCGAAGCAACAGCGCCGCUCAAUACAACGUCAGUCCCACCACCAGCUGCCACCUCUCCAUCGACUGACUCGUCUUCUGCCGUGGUCGUCGACGCAGUGCCAGCGUCGGUCCCCGCCACAACCAGUACUGCUAGCGUGGCAUCAAAGCCAGGCAGCGCAGCACCAACAGUCACCACUACAGCAAAGUCAGUCACGACUAAAACUGCUCCUGUGACGGAUUUGUCAUCCACAACGUCUACUCCAACUUUUGUUCCCUCCACUGCUGCCGCCCCCCAGAAGGUUUCAGCCUCGACCUCAGCGACCUCAACAUCUUCCCCCACUACAGCGACCGUGAGAACGGUCCAAGCUAGUCCAACGGCUCCCAUCGCAGGUCCAACAGCGUCUGCGUCUUCUAGAACGGUCACAUGUUCUCCAAACGAGCCAAGGAGCAACGUGGCCGCUACCAAACCACCACCAACAGUGCAAGUGGCCACACACGGACCGGUGUGCUCGGAUAAGCCUUGUGCUGUGCCGCCCCUGACUACAGCCCCCGCCGGUGUGACUACACCCAAGGCCAAGACGUUUUCAGUAACUACACCCCCGCCAGCAGAGAAAGUCCAAGGGAAGACCGCCACAGCAGAAACCCCUUCCAGAGGGGACACAACUUCAACUGCCCCUCCCACAGAAAAGGCUGUCAACAUCCCCCCACCCCUAACAAGUACUACGCCAUCUCCAUUACCAACAGUCACCACAACUACAUCCUCACCAGAAAAGUCUGCUGCCACCUCGACCCCAACUACCCAGGCGUCCACCAUCCCCGCCCCCCCGGCGUCGGUAGCAACAGUCGCAGCCGCUCCUCCGUUUACUGCCACACAAAUAAGUCCAGUAACUCCAGUGCAAAGCUCCGCCUCCAGUGAUGUGACCCCACCAGUCCGGACGGAGGACCCGCCCCACAUACCCACACCUGUGUCCUUUAGUGUUUCAUCCGAGAAACCGUCCUUAGGACCAACACGCAUGUCUCCGGCUAAAGGGGACCCCGACACAGGGACAGAAAUGGAGGUGGACGAUGGAAGGACGAGCAAGGAGGGGGAGGAGGAAGAACAGGGGGACACUUGUAAGUCCCAGCCUAAAAGAAGAAGGGUGGAUAGUCCCUCAGAGACCAAAGACUUUGAGUCGGGAAAGGAAGGAGAUGCGGCGUCUGCAGCUUCCCCUCAGAAAGAAGAACCCAAACAGGUGGAGAAGACUACAGAAAACAAAGAGACCCCAAUCCAGAAAAGGCCUCAGAGUCGCCAAAGUAGCCGAGAGUCAGCCCGCUCCUCCUCUUCCUCCUCCUCGUCUUCGGGGUGCUCCACGUCAACCCUCACUCGUCACGCCCACCACAAGAGGACUUAUGAGAAUCGACACCCUGCCAAGAAGAGGCGGAUGGACGUCACCUCGGACACAGGAAAGGAGGAGAAGAGCCAACGGGGCGGGGAGAAGGGACAGGAAGGCUGUGACGAGGAGCUCGGGAGGCGGCGGCGGCGGCGCUCCAGGUCUUCCUCCUUCACCUCCUCUGACUCUGACAACAGUGGAAGCCGUAAGGAGCAUCGGCUGACUCGCUCGUCGAAGCGUGGGCUGCAAGACCAGGAGAGGAAGAAGGGCAACGGCCGGCAGGCAAAGAAGUCUGACAGAAACGCGCUGAACAACGCCAACGCGUCCACGGGCGGAGAGUCGGGCAGCGACACGUCUUCCGUCAGGAAGUCUGCGCUAGCUCCGCCUUCUCGGGCCGGUAAAGCUCAGGCCAACAGCGCGCCCCCCGAGCCUGAGGUUCUAGGGAAGAGGUGCUCUGCGCUCAACGCGGCGGCCAAGCUCCUGGCGAUGAAAGGCAGGGUGGAUACGCCCGGCCACACCCCUCGGAGAGACGCCGCCGCCAAGGGCUCCUCUACUGACAAGAACCAAAAGCCUAAAAGCAAAAGUGUACCGACCCCAUCACAGAGUAACUCUGUAAAUCUCAACCUCGCCAAUAACAAGAGCUGUGGCAGCAAGCCCGCCGUGGCCAAUCAGGUGCGCCGCUCCGCCUCCCGCUCCACCAGACAGUGCCCCGGCUCUCUGGUCCCGCCCCUCGACUUGUGCAAGAGGUCGAGAGCAGAAGAAAAGGAGGACGGGAGCAGGAAGUCGUCGGGGGGGAAGGAGGGCGAGCCGCCGUCCUCGUCCCGGGGCCACAGCGCCUGCAGCAGCAUGAGCAGCGACGGCGAGGCCGGAGGCGGCGAGGGCGGAGGUUGCGGACGCAGCAGCAGAAGCCGGAGCAGCAGCAGCAGCAACAGCAGUCAGCGCACACGCAGCCUCAGCUCCCAGAACACGGAGCACCGGGAGUCCCGCGCCGCCUCCUCCGGCAGCGAGCGGGGCCGCGGCCGGUCGGAGAGCCGGAGGGACCGCCGGUCCCACAAGCUCUGCGGGGAGGCCGCCAGCGGCUCGGGGGCCGAGGGCACGCCGGACCGGGUGCUGCGCAGCGUCGCCGCGCUGGCGGCGGUGCAGGCCCGGUCGCCGGCCGCCAGCACCCGGUCCUCCUCGGGUCACCACCGACGCAACAAGACAUGAGCGGAGCGCCAAAAGGAGUUAAAAGGAGAAGAAAAAAACGCAGCGAGACGGACGAAGCGGGAGUUCCCGUCGCGGGGGCCACGUUUACGGGAGCAUGUCGCGACCUCGGCGGGUUCUGCACAAGCUGGGGGCCUCCCUGCCUCUUGGGGCCUCUCCAAUCGGAGCUGGUCCUCUCACCAGCUCGGCCAACGUCACGCUGGGGGGAAGACUCAGUGGGGAUGUCGGGCAACAAAAAAAAUAAUAAUAAAAAGAAAUAAAAAGGGUGGCGCCAGCGGGUCGGUGCGCAGACGGAGGGACGGCACAGCGAUUUCAGCGCUGGGACUUUAGGGGGAGGCGGGGGGGACAAAGAUGCAAAGGCAAAGUUGUUAGUUCACAUUAUGUACUGUAAUCUCUAAAGACUGGAACACUCGGAUCUUCUGUGAGGCGGAUUAUACAGCGGCCUCCGUUAGGGUCGUAAACGAAGGCGUCAUUUGUGUGACAUUAAAAACCUUUGAGUGACCAGUUGUAUUGUAAGUUGGAGGUUUUUAGAGUUUGGUUUUGAACAUUUUCAUCGGCUGUCCUGACUAUUGGUUCUCUGUAGUCAGUUGAUAAGUUAUGCAUAUUUUAUUAUUUCUUCCAGGGUGUUUAGGAGGAGACCAGGUCUGUCGUUGUGAUCAAUGCUGGAGCUUCUUUGCUUCUCCCCUCCUCUUUUCGUCUUGUCAGUCUUCUGUUCAUUGGAUUCAUUUUUAAAUCCAGCCUUGUUUUUUCAUUUGCACAUGUGAUACAGUGGCCCUGGGCUCUGAGUACAUUGUGGUGUAGUGAUGGGGUUCAGUCAAUGAAUUGGUUCCUCGCCAUGUUUCUCCAACCAAUUUGAAAACGUAUCAAUUGAAGCUAAAGGUCUUAAAUAUUUGUUUUGCUUCAGUUCAGACACGGAGCAGUUUUCUUUCUCACCCUCUCAAAGGCAGUCGUAGUUACGGUUCACUUUGUAUUUAUAUCAGAAGAGCAAGAAAAUGUUAAAAUGAAAGAGUGCCUAUUUGGCCAAAUGGAUUUGAACCUCAGAUUGCCUUGUGAAGCAGCUGAAGCAUGGGUGUUGCUUCUCAUUUAAAAAAAAAAAAAAAAGUCCAACCUGCGAGCGUAGAGAAAAGCACCCGGUGCAUCAGUGCAACCAAAUUAUUGAUUUCACUUUUUUUUUUUCUUGUCACCACCUCCAUGUAAAAAAGUGAAUAAAAUGACUGGUACAGUUCCAGAUGACUGUAAUUUGUUUUUAUUUUUGGACUUGUGAAAGCUAUUUUGCGCAGAGGUGAUAUUUUGGGGGGGAGGGGUUAGUUUAUGGUGAUGGUCUUGUUUUUUUAUUUGUCUCUUCAUUUGUUGCAUUCCUUGUUCCCUUGUAAUUCCACAUUGUUUUACUUGAAGAAAAUUAAGACAAUUACAGUUGAAUAAAAGACCAAAAAUUA